AUGAAGGCCACUCUCUUUGUCUCUCUCCUUCUCUCCCUUGGAGUCUCAGCUACUCCAGCUGUCGACACUACCACCAUUGAAGACGGUGGCUACACCUACACUGGUAUCGACAAGCCCGUUGCAGCUGCUUCCCUUGCUACUCUCCUCAUGCAGACUGUGACCCAGGAAAGUGUCAGUGUGCAGGAGAUUACGGCUGCUGGUCUUGUGGCGGCGGGCGUAUGCAGUGCCAGCCUGGACCUGGCUCUGGACAGUGUUGGACCUAAGCGACUUCGGCUUUUGUCCAUGCCGUCAGUUGGACUUGAUUGGAAUCCCAAGUGCAUAUUCAACAUUUUGACAGGCAUGUGA
This is a messenger RNA of Fusarium venenatum, 345 nucleotides long. The record is from RefSeq and is a predicted model, not a curated record. NCBI's taxonomy places the organism in Eukaryota, Fungi, Ascomycota, Sordariomycetes, Hypocreales, Nectriaceae.